Messenger RNA from Medicago truncatula (barrel medic), 680 nucleotides. RefSeq lists its product as uncharacterized. The record is from RefSeq and is a predicted model, not a curated record. The transcript has a single exon. Lineage: Eukaryota; Viridiplantae; Streptophyta; Magnoliopsida; Fabales; Fabaceae. Bases 93 to 554 code for a protein of 153 amino acids.
AUAGUGCAGUAUUUAUCACCGUGUCUUAUUUUCCUCAUUUUUUGUUUCAUUCAGUCCUCCAAAUCACGUGUUUCUCGAUACCGCCGUUAAACAUGGCUGAUUCCACCACUGCCGCCGCCGCCGUCAAUUCACCCCUCCGCCGCCAUAACUCCAUAUCGGCGAUAACACCAACAAAGCCACCAAUACGCACAUCAAGCUUGGAUUUAGAGCUUCUUCUACUCAAAUCUCCUUCUUCUUUCACUUCAUACACAUCACUCAGAGACAUGCUUCCUUCUCCUCACGCCGUCAACUCUCCGACCGCUUCCUCUGCCACCAUGAACUCCGGCUAUGAGAUCUCAAUCCGCAACCGUCUUGUCAAGCAAGCUGCCAGGUCUUAUCUCCAGCCCAUGUGUUCUUCCGUCGGGAACUCCUCUGCUCCUAAUUUCCUCCGCCGCUUUUGGCACCGUCUCUCCUCCGCCAACCACCUUACGGAUUGUUUCAUCUCCAUGGUUUCGGGUUUUACCCGAAUUUUUUAUCAGAUACUCCAUACUUUCCGUGGCCAAGUAAGAACAUAACACUAUCCUUCAUAAUGGAAUGGAGUAGUGGACGCUUAUUUUGUAAUCCUUUGCUUUUUCUUAGAUUGACUUAAAAUUUCAAUAUUGAAGAACAUAUACCCUAUGUUUCUCAAUUUUCAUUUUCUA